GCAGUCGUCAGUGCCGCCUCGAGAUUCGGGCCGCUGGUUUCUCUGCAGUAGAGGUCUCAGUGCCCGUGGACGGAACGACUGUCUUAACCGAAGUUUUCUAGUGGUGGGCCACGUUGUCUUUCUAGGUAGCGAGCUGGACAGAGCUGUCUGGCCUUUAGCCCUUCAUCUUUGGUUAAGGAAAUGACCAACCAGUACAGUAUUCUCUUCAAACAGGAGCAAGCCCAUGAUGAUGCCAUUUGGUCAGUUGCCUGGGGGACAAAUAAGAAAGAAAACUCUGAGACCGUGGUCACAGGAUCCCUGGAUGACCUGGUGAAGGUCUGGAAGUGGCGUGAUGAGAAGCUGGACCUGCAGUGGAGUCUGGAGGGCCAUCAGCUGGGGGUGGUGUCUGUGGACAUCAGCCACACCCUGCCCGUCGCUGCAUCCAGCUCUCUUGAUGCUCAUAUUCGUCUCUGGGACUUGGAAAACGGCAAACAGAUAAAGUCUAUAGAUGCAGGACCUGUGGAUGCCUGGACUUUGGCCUUUUCUCCUGAUUCCCAGUAUCUGGCCACAGGAACUCAUGUGGGGAAAGUGAACAUUUUUGGUGUGGAAAGUGGGAAAAAGGAAUAUUCUUUGGACACAAGAGGAAAAUUCAUCCUUAGUAUUGCAUAUAGUCCUGAUGGGAAGUAUCUGGCCAGUGGAGCCAUAGAUGGAAUCAUCAAUAUUUUUGAUAUUGCAACCGGGAAGCUUCUGCAUACGCUGGAAGGCCAUGCUAUGCCCAUUCGCUCCUUGACUUUUUCCCCGGAUUCGCAGCUCCUUGUCACUGCCUCAGAUGAUGGCUACAUCAAGAUCUAUGAUGUACAACACGCCAACUUGGCUGGCACAUUGAGUGGUCACGCAUCCUGGGUGCUGAAUGUUGCGUUUUGUCCUGAUGACACACACUUUGUUUCCAGUUCAUCUGACAAAAGUGUAAAAGUUUGGGAUGUUGGAACAAGGACUUGUAUUCACACCUUCUUUGAUCACCAGGAUCAGGUCUGGGGAGUAAAAUACAAUGGAAAUGGCUCAAAAAUUGUGUCUGUCGGAGACGACCAGGAAAUUCACAUCUAUGAUUGUCCAAUUUAAACGUCAGUCCUCCAGGCUAAUGCUGCGAAAAGAAUGUAUAAAAUGAUCAUGACAUUCCUCACCUUUCUAGCUUGUUUAAAAGAAAUAUAGCAUUUAUUGUAGCAAAAAUUAAAUUUUGUAGAUACAGCAUAAACCUCAUGUUUUAUUGGAAAUGCCACUCAUACUUUAACAUAAAGUGUUCUUGAAGCAAA
Molecule: messenger RNA, 1289 nt
Organism: Hippopotamus amphibius kiboko
Lineage: Eukaryota; Metazoa; Chordata; Mammalia; Artiodactyla; Hippopotamidae
Gene: SKIC8
Product: SKI8 subunit of superkiller complex
Exons: 12
Coding region: 181-1098 (305 amino acids)
Cellular component (GO): Cdc73/Paf1 complex
Molecular function (GO): protein binding
Source: RefSeq, a predicted model, not a curated record